Molecule: messenger RNA, 1320 nt
Organism: Syngnathoides biaculeatus (alligator pipefish)
Lineage: Eukaryota; Metazoa; Chordata; Actinopteri; Syngnathiformes; Syngnathidae
Gene: phb2b
Product: prohibitin 2b
Exons: 11
Coding region: 142-1086 (314 amino acids)
Biological process (GO): mitochondrion organization
Cellular component (GO): membrane; mitochondrion
Source: RefSeq, a predicted model, not a curated record
GCCACACGAAGUAAAACUUCAUUUCCCAGCAACCUUUGCGAAACUGCCGUAAAGUGUCCGCUGUCGACCUUCGACUUCUUUUUGCUGUGAGGUGACGCGAAGCGGCAUGGCGAGCAAGGAGCCCAAUGCAAAGUAAUAAAGAUGCAUCUGCAUCAUGUUGUACCGAUUGUUGGGCUAUUGCAGAGAUUGGUCCAAAACCUCCGGGACCUCAUGGGUCGCAUGGCGGGCUCGUCUGGCGGCAGAGGCGCCGGACUCGGAAUCAAACUUUUACUCGGCGCCGGCGCCUUGGCGUACGGCGUCAAAGAAGCCACGUACACAGUGGAGGGCGGUCACCGCGCGGUGGUGUUCAACAGGAUCGGCGGGAUGCAGAUGGACACGGUGCUGGCCGAGGGUCUUCAUUUCAGGAUCCCGUGGUUCCAGUACCCCAUCAUCUACGACAUCAGAGCCAAGCCCAGAAAGAUCUCCUCACUGACCGGCAGCAAAGAUCUGCAGAUGGUGAACAUCGCAGUGAGGGUUCUGUCCCGUCCGAUGGCGUCCAAUCUUCCCAUCAUGUAUCAGCGUCUGGGCAAGGACUACGACGAGCGCGUGCUGCCCUCCAUCGUCAACGAGGUCCUCAAGUCGGUGGUGGCCAAGUUCAACGCCUCGCAGCUCAUCACGCAACGAGCACAGGUGUCGCUGUUGGUGCGGAGGGAGCUUUUCGAGCGCGCCAAAGACUUCAACAUCAUCUUGGACGACGUAGCCAUCACGGAGCUGAGCUUCAGCAGCCAGUACACCGCCGCCGUCGAGGCCAAGCAAGUCGCUCAACAAGAGGCGCAGAGGGCUCAGUUCUUCGUGGAGAAAGCCAAACAAGACCAAAGGCAGAAGAUCAUCCAGGCCGAAGGAGAAGCCGAGGCCGCCAAGAUGUUAGGACAAGCCGUCACCAAAAAUCCGGGAUACCUGAAGCUGAGACGCAUCCGGGCCGCUCAGACCAUCGCCAAGACGGUGUCCACGUCUCAGAACAAAGUGUACCUGAAUGCGGACAGUUUGGUCCUCAACCUGCAGAACCAGGCCUUGUUUGACAAUUUAUCGGCCGGCCAGAAGAAGUGAUGAAGAGCCCCCGCGGUCUUCGUCACAACGGGAGCUCGCCAUCCGUGCGCUCCAAUUGACGUCGCCGCUUGAUUACAUCUUGAGGGCUGAAAUGUGCCACUGCCUGUUUCCGUGGCAACGCAGAGGCGGCGAGGUCACCGGGGCCUGCGUGUGUGACUUUAAAGUAAUUCGCUUUCAGACCGGACCAUUUUAAAAUGAAGGUUUCAUUAAAAAAAAAAAAUGAUAAUAAAAGUU